Saccharomyces kudriavzevii IFO 1802 is the source of this 741-nucleotide messenger RNA. RefSeq names its product Rmr1p (gene RMR1). Bases 1 to 741 code for a protein of 246 amino acids. The transcript has a single exon. The record is from RefSeq and is a predicted model, not a curated record. Lineage: Eukaryota; Fungi; Ascomycota; Saccharomycetes; Saccharomycetales; Saccharomycetaceae.
AUGAGUAAAGAAGAAGCACAUAAUAGAGUGGAGCUGGAUGACGUGGGUGUUCAAUUGGAUGAGGACGACGAAGAAGACCUCUUGGAGUAUAAUGAUGAAGUUGCAGAGGAACAGUCAUCAGACGCUAAUAUUCGCAAUGUGGCGGAGACUUUAAUGAAAAAAAAGCUACCUAAAGUUACCGUGGAAUAUGAAGAUACAACAUUUUUGCUGUUUGCAUCAGAGGAUGAGGGCGAAAUUAACAACCCAAUAAUAUGUGAAAACACUGCUCUUUAUCAACGUCCCAUGGGUGAAUUUAUGGAAUCCAUUCGCCAAUUCAUGGGGAGUCGCUAUGGUAGUUUAGCCUUUGCUACGAAAGAGCUGGUCUUACGACUAAGAAGUCUAGAUCUGACUCUUUUUGAGGAUAAUGUCUAUAACAACCAUAUUUCAUUCAAUGACGUUUAUACCAUAUUUAAGAUCCUUAAGGAAAGAUCAGAGUCGGAUUUGGAAACUGAUAUACCGACGCAUUUGGCUAUUGAAUUAACCACAAGGCCGAGGUUUGUCUCUCGCUACAAUGCCUUGGUUGAGUUGACUGAAAGCUCGGCUACAUUGAAGAAUAUCAAACCGUUUUCUAACGACGAAACGCAUCCUCUAAUCUUAGAUGAUAAUGAUCAACCUGUGCAUCAAAAUACUUCAGAAGUUAUUGUGAUGGACAUAGAUGAUGAUGGAGAAGGCGGCCCGGAAGACCAAGACAGCCCGAUUUAA